CAACAACAUGAGCCUGUGCUAUUGAGAAUACUACGACUGUUAACUAGUCACCACUACAGGUAGAACAACAACAACCAGAAGACGACAGCUACCACACAAGCAAGAUGAAGGUACCACUGGCAAAUCUGCUUUGCAUCACAGUCCUGGCAAGUUCUGGAUCGAGCUUCCCACUGGAGAGGAGAGGAGCUGCUGGUAAAGAGAAGAAAGUUCAGUAUGCAGCUUGGGAUGAUGUUAAUGUGCUUGCGCACGGAUUGCUGCAGCUGGGUCAGGGUCUGAAGGAGCACGUAGACAAGACCAAAGCCCAGAUGAGAGACAUCACCAUCAAGAUGAAAGUCUUCAACGUGACCGUAUCCGAGCUCGGCAAGCUGACCCAGAGGCUGCUGGAAGACAACGAAGCAUUGAAAGCCAAAGCCAAGAACCUGGAAGACCAUGAGAAUCAGAUCCUAAACGUGUCCUCGGAUCUCCAGGAGAGAACACAGGAAUUGGUCAGAGACAGACAGAAGGACCACGAGAAGAUGAAUAAGCUGGAAGAAAAGGUUGAUGGCAUGAUGCAAGGAGAAGGUCUCGAAGCUGGCAAUGGCAACAACACUGAUCCACGAAACAUUCAGUUGAUUCUGGAGGCGCAGAAUAAGCGCAUUGAUGAUCUUGUUGAGCGCAUCAAGCAACAGCAAGAAAAACUGGAUAAACAAAAUAUUCGCAUUCGAACCCUUCAAAACCAGAUUCAUAUGAGGAAGGAGCGCUCUUCUCUCAGGCUGAAGGAGGAUGACGUUCACCUGAACACGAGCUCUGAACAGCGAGACUCCCCCGUCGCCGUGGCUUCUGACUGUCAUGAGUUGUUUAUGCGGGGUGAGACCACAAGCGGGUUGUAUACCAUCCAGCCAGCUGACUCGCAGCCCUUUGAGGUCUACUGUGAAAUGACACCCGAUGGCGGAUGGACGGUCAUCCAGAGACGCCAAGAUGGAUCAAUAGACUUUGAUCAGCUAUGGCAGGCGUAUCAGACUGGCUUCGGAAGCCUGAAUGGUGAGUUUUGGUUGGGUCUGGAGAAAAUCUACUCUUUGUCCAAACGUGGCAACUACAUCCUCAAGGUGCAGUUUUCUGACUGGAGAGAUGAGAGUCAAACCAUUAAAUACUCUUUCCGAAUGAAUGGUGAGGAGAACAAUUAUUCCCUGCAAAUUCUGGAGAGUUCUGGGAACCUGGAGACCUCACUAUCCACCGAAGCGUCCGGUGUGCCCUUCUCCACCCGCGAUAAAGACAAUGACCAGAAGAAUGACCUCAACUGUGCCAAACAACUAUCAGGUGGGUGGUGGUUUAGCAACUGUGGUCGCUCCAACCUGAACGGGAGGUAUUUUGUAACCCCUGCACCAAAGCAAAGGCACCAAAGAAAACAAGGAGUGUUCUGGAAGACCUGGCGCGGCCGUUAUUACCCGCUGAAGACUACAACCAUGAUGAUCGCGCCCGCUGAGAUUGAAAACAAGUCAUAGAGGACACCUUGUCAAUGGGUGGAGACCAUUCCUAACCUGCCAAAAUAGAUUAUUGAUGCUGAAAAGGUCUAAAGCUCUAACAGGAGUGCCUUCUAAUCUUCUGACUGUUUUAAGAACAGAUGCAUGUCUAGGAAGAUUGGUGGACACUCAAUCCCAGUCUGAGCCAAAAAGGGCUACGAUGUCGAAUCAGAUCGAGGGAGAAUUUAAUGUGCCUAGGGCUUUACAAGAAGCAGCAUGUUUUAUAUGGUGCAGGCCACUGUAAGGAUCUGCUACAUGUUGAGACAUAUCUGAUAGAGAGACAUACGAAUGAGCUGAUGCUUUAUCACCAUCGCAGCGCUACCCACAGCUCAAUGAACAAAAAUAGUGAGAACUCUUAACAAAAAAUGAAAUAUGGACCAAAUAAGUUAAAUAAGCUUGAGCCGGUACUUUUGAAAUGCUGGCACUGUUUAACUAGAGGCAUUAUCCACAGACAAAGAUGCAUUAGUAGGUCUGCAAAACACUGAAAGCUAAUUUGCUUUCACAGCGAUAGUGUAAAUCAUUUUUACAGGACACGUACUAUCUUUCGAAAGCUUAAAUGAGCUGAAACUACUUGUGCACCUUCCUGUUUUGAAAUCAGAUCUAGAUGAGAUUAUUUUUUUCAGUCACAUUGACUGCUUUUAAACAUUUAGAUCUGUUACUUCUUUGUAAAUAACAUAAAUCUACAUAUAGUUUUAGUAGCAUUGCAGCUGUAAUCUUGCCAACUUUAAAUGUUCGUGCUGUGAUUUGUAUAUUAUUUAAAUGUUGUAAAAUCCUAUUUCUUUUGCUUGUAAUUUAUGUUUCUUAUGAAGUAAAACAUUUUGUUAUUGUUUUUAUAAAAAAUGUUUGGUCCUGAAGAGACCAAUAAAGAUGGACUUUAUCUUAAUAA
Messenger RNA from Misgurnus anguillicaudatus (oriental weatherfish), 2385 nucleotides. RefSeq names its product angiopoietin-like 4 (gene angptl4). The record is from RefSeq and is a predicted model, not a curated record. Gene Ontology annotation, biological process: blood coagulation, common pathway; positive regulation of heterotypic cell-cell adhesion; platelet aggregation. Lineage: Eukaryota; Metazoa; Chordata; Actinopteri; Cypriniformes; Cobitidae. Gene Ontology annotation, cellular component: fibrinogen complex. Gene Ontology annotation, molecular function: protein-macromolecule adaptor activity; extracellular matrix structural constituent.